Messenger RNA from Trichophyton benhamiae CBS 112371, 1173 nucleotides. RefSeq lists its product as uncharacterized. The transcript is spliced from 2 exons. The record is from RefSeq and is a predicted model, not a curated record. Lineage: Eukaryota; Fungi; Ascomycota; Eurotiomycetes; Onygenales; Arthrodermataceae. Gene Ontology annotation, molecular function: protein serine/threonine kinase activity. Gene Ontology annotation, biological process: protein phosphorylation; positive regulation of Ras protein signal transduction. The coding region runs from base 1 to 1173 and encodes 390 amino acids.
AUGUCACUUAAUCUGACGGCUGCGCAUUCAUCUCGCAUAAAGAAGCCGACUUCAGCAUCGCGGCAGAAGACCCCCUUUGCCUCAUUUCGCCGUGCCAAGGCAGCUUCUACGCCGACUGCGCUUCAUAGCAAGGGCAAGCAGCUCGCAGCCAACCUUCACCAGACGGAGGAAAGUAGUAGGAGCGCCUCGAGACAUAGUACCGGUAGCAGUACUACCGGUGGAGAUGUCCUCUUCGAUGAGGCGUUGCCGGACCUGGGCCCUUCGAGGGUCAUUACGGAGUCCAUCGCCAUCAGCAGUGUGACUCAGGCCAUCCAGCAUAUCCAGAGCACCAUGUUCAGUGCCAUACCGGAAAGGAGAUCAGGCAUGAAUAGUACGCGGAUAGCACAGAUCAUGGCAUUCAGAAAGUCACUGCCUCCGAUCGUGUCUGUGGCACAUGUACAUGUUCUGCUCGACGAGCCUACAAAGGUCGAACGAGAGAUUGUACAGGUGGUUGACUCAGCUGUUGUACGCAGGCUGCUUGUAACUGGGCGUGGAGAUGGGACAUAUGGACUCGGCGACUGUCUUGUUCUGCUGGACGACUGGGAGAAGUUGGUUAGAAAUAGCACUUCGCUGGACGAUGUGUUGAAGGACCGCUUCAUUGAGGCUCUACGGAAGGAAACCAAAUCCCCUGCUGCCCCUGCUGGUUUCUUCUCUGCUGAGGAAACAGCUGCACUUGUUCGUUCAGGUUUCCUGGUGACGGCCUCGUCUCACUCCAAGAGUGGUUACAUAAAUGUAGGUCGCUCGACGACUUCACCCUCCGCAAAUCGUGCUGUCCACUCAACAAGUGAAAGAGGGUCAACAAUGAUCCUCUCCUUACCUAAUAUGGGGCCUUACCUCAGGCUUCUCGGAUCUGCACGCACCCAGAUCCUAGACACACUGAGGAAAUCUCGAUACAGUGAAGCACCUCUCUACCUGAUUCGUGACCGGUGGGACGGUUCUAUUGAGCUAAACUCUAGGGCUAGCGUAGCAAAGCACAUUCGCGGGGAGUUUGCGGGUGUCUUACCUGGCCGAACAAACAAGUGGAAACAGCUCCAUGGCUUGAACUUCCAAUGGGCCCUCGAAGAAGCCCUGGGUGCGGGACUGAUCGAGAUCUUUAACACAGGAAGCGUUGGGCCGGGAGUGCGGAGCGUAUAA